Orbicella faveolata is the source of this 1020-nucleotide messenger RNA. RefSeq lists its product as uncharacterized. NCBI's taxonomy places the organism in Eukaryota, Metazoa, Cnidaria, Anthozoa, Scleractinia, Merulinidae. The record is from RefSeq and is a predicted model, not a curated record.
AGAUCAAUGAAAGUCUCAGGUGGAUUGAUUGGCAUCACGUUGAACCCUACUGCACGCACAAAGUAUUUUUUGAUUGCACCUGAGUUAGCAAGACUGGCAGAACAAGCCAAGCUGAUGGCAGGUACUUCUUCUAAGACACAGACUAGCCAUCACAACCUCACCACUGCUGUCAGGUUACGUGAAGAAAGGAACGUCCAGCAGCUGACCACUAGUAUUCAACGGUUCACCAACCCCUUCACAGUAGAAGGCCCUGAUCUGUUCAACCUAGUGACGAAAGUGCGCAUGCCCGAGAAAGUGAAGAAAGAUCUCUGCGAUCAAAGCGUCAUUGGUAACAAGCUGUUCGGAACAUUCGUUAAGGAACGGAUACAGACAGCCGAGAAGAGCAUCUGGGACGUGAUGAAGAAGCGCAAGCUCCUAACGUGGAAGACUACUGGGAAAACAGUUAGGGUGGCUACAAAGGAUAAGAUCAUCGAGCUAAAGGAAGAUCGAUGUCUCUUCGCGCGGAUGAUGGUAAUCUGCAAGUCCCGUCCAGAGAUAGACAUCAAAGAGGCAGUGGGAGCGUACGAGUUCUCGGUAGUUCCACGAUCAAUGUUUGCCGCCGAUGGCAAUAUGCUGCACUGUUCCGCAAAGAGCGCCUUGAUGAGUAUUCUAGAGAAGCUGCCAAGUGACAGAUCAGUUGCGCAGGCUGAACCCACUGACCAGUUCGCUAAUGCAGAUGUGCAGAUCAAGGUUUCCAUUGUAGAUGGUAUGGCCGAAGUACAAGCACUGGAAAAACCGGAUUGGAUCAAGACCUGCUCGGAUCUGGCCAAUCAUUUCACUGUGACGAUCUUCGACAAGUACAAGGAGGCAGAUGAAAUUCGUCUUAUUUUCGACAGUGAAAUGAUUGGCCAGAUCCGAGCAGGUCUUGAUCCAAUCCGGUUUUUCCAGUGCUUGUACUUCGGCCAUACCAUCUACAAUGGAAACCUUGAUCUGCACAUCUGCAUUAGCGAACUGGUCAGUGGGUUCAGCCUGCGCAACUGA